GGCGUUGCGGUUACAUUACAUGGAAUACCGGAGAGCGAAAAAACAACACAAGAAGAAAGAAUCCACAAAAAAAAAGAAGCAGACAAGAACAGAGUAAUUUUUAAUGCCCCGCCAACCAGCGACGACAAAAAAUAAGAAUGGAAUUCGGAUACCGCCGAUUUAUACUACAAAUCUGCGGCAGGGGAACAUACACACUCGGUACAUAUACGAUCAGGGGCGGAGAACUUAUACACUGGCGGCUGCCCCUGCGGGAUGUCAAAUGGCGUUUGGAUGCGAUUUGCUUUUAGGCAUCGCCAUUUAUCAUGAUUUUUCUUCUUUUUCAAUUUUUCAUUUUCAUUUUCUCUUUACUUCACGUCUUUUCCUUUAUUUGUCCUGACAUUACCAGCCGUUGGCAAUGCAGAGACACAUUCUAUACAAGGUGGCAAGAUACACGAAUGGCGCCUUGGUUGACUUAGCUUCAUUG
Molecule: messenger RNA, 463 nt
Organism: Trichoderma harzianum CBS 226.95
Lineage: Eukaryota; Fungi; Ascomycota; Sordariomycetes; Hypocreales; Hypocreaceae
Exons: 1
Coding region: 104-376 (90 amino acids)
Source: RefSeq, a predicted model, not a curated record